AUGAUUCUAGCUUCAAUUCUUCUGACAUUACUUUUAGAUUCAAUUAAGUCAUAAAGAACCUACUGCUAAUUGCCUGAUCCUAUUUUCAAUGACGGAGUUAAAAAUUCGACCUGGGGAGAUUCAGAUCCUUCGGAUUGGAAUUACUUAAACACCAAUGACUGGAAAAGCAAAGUCGUGACUUGUGGUGCCAGCUUUUAAUCUCCCAUAAACAUAAUAACAUCUACAGCAACCAAGGAAUCUACAUUCCCAGCCAUUAAUUACAUACUGAAGUCUUCAACCAAAAAUUACUUCGAAGCUCAGAGGGAUUACACCAAAGAAUUGGAAGGAGAGUACGAUUUUAUCACUGCAUUCGAUAUAUCUAAUUCUCAAUACAAAUAUUAUGCUAGGCAGUUCCAUAUUCAUACUCCAUCCGAACAUCAAGUCGAUGGAAAAAACUUUGACUUAGAAGUUCACUUCGUGCAUCAAGCUGUCGAAGAUGGAGAACAGAGUUGCAAUGACAUCAGAAACAAAUUGACUGUCUUUGGAUUACUCUUCUAAUAGUCUAACACUGCUUCAGAUUACGAGGUGUUCAAGCCAUGGUUUGAUGACACCGUCAAUAGAGUUUCAUCCUUUGAUAUGAACGACUUCUUCCAAAGAAUGACUGACAAAACCUAUUAUCAUUACACCGGCAGUCUCACCACUAUACCUUGCUCUUAAACUGUAAAUUGGUAUGUUUUUACUUCCCCCUUGCCCAUCUCUAAAUCGCAAUUCAAACAAUUCAAAGACUUCCUCGACAGUGAUGACUACUUCCCCGAUUAAUCCAACAAUCGUCCCGUUCAAAAUCUUAAUGGACGCACCCUCUACAAAGGAGUAAACAUCAAUCAUCAAUUUCUAGACUGCUUCUUUCAAUGGAGUGACCUCUCUUCCUGUUAUAGAAGCAAGUUGGGGUUCCAUUAUCUAGAUGGCUAUGCUAUUAAUAAUCUAUUUGAUAAUAUGAUAUAUAUCAAUAUUCAUAGAUUAUCAAUGGUUUUAAUUUUAUCGACUAUUUCUAAAAUCCCAAUUUCUAAUGUGUCUAUUAAAAAAUUUAAUCAAUAAUAAACAUGCUCAAUUAUUAUAUAAUAAAAAUUUAAGCUAGCUAUUAUGCAGUAAUAAUCUACUUUCAGAGAAUCUGACGGCGAAACUACAUUAUAUACCGGAGAAUAAAUCUUAAAAAAAACAAAAACCUUUCAACAAAGGGCUACUGAAAUAUUAAGUGUCAAUGCUUACAAAAUACUAUACACGAUAAACAAAGAAAUUCCUAAAUUUUUAAAUCCUUAUCCUUAGUUUAUUCGUGUUUAAGUCUCCAGCUCGUUAAGCAAAGCUCAAUAAUUUUGUCCACAGUUAUCAUGUGAUAUUGAAGAAUGGGGAAAAAAUAGAUUUACAAUCGGAAAAUUGGAGAGGGAAUCAGUUCAUUUGUACGAUGACGUUUAUGCCUGGGUUAUGUUCAAUUGCGUAGAGUACCCAAAUGAGGAGAUGAUGAGCCCCAUACACCUUCUGGUUGACUAUUCAAACCUCUUUUAAAUACAUAGUCUGGAAGAACAUUGUACCCAGAUUAUCCAUUAAAUGUAAUUUAAUCCGAAGACCAAUAUUCUUUCACUUAAAACUAAGGAAUUACUUGCCAAGUCAACCUUCUAGAAUAAACAAAAGAUUAAAAUCUAAGAUGUCUCUUAAAUGAGGGGCUAUCCUACUUGCAUUCAAAUAACUCAAAAUUGUGAGAAUCAAAUACUUGAAGACGGCAACAUCUUUAAAGUCGGCUAUUAGCCACUGUUAACAGUUAGAAAAAUUUAUCACAAAUUUCAAAAUUUCUUUGAGAGAUAUUCCACUAAAAACAAUAUUGAUGACAUGAUUUUUGAGGCCCUGCAAUCUCUUUAGUCCAAAGUUCAGUUUUCAGGAAUUGAUGAAAGUGUAUCAGAACUAUUUAUGCUUGUUCAAGACAGAAGAAUAAACAAGGCUGAAUAUUUGUAAAGACUAGAAGAUGAAAAUCUGAUGAUGCAAUCCAAAUUAUACACAGCUUUGGAAAAGAAUAGUAUUUUAUUGUAAACAUAAAGGGAUGAAAAUCCCAUUGAACAUUUCUUGUUGGUAGCAGAUCAAAAGAAUUCAUUCCUUUUUGGAAGAAUGGAAUUCUCAGAUAUCACCUUUCAGUCUACUUAAGUAUCAAGAAAUCAUGGAACCAUAGAGUUUAUACCGACUAAUAAUAAAUGGAUUAUAAUGGAUGGCUAGUAAACUUUUGAAUAGUCGUGGAAAAACAGUACCUUUGGAGUGUGGUUGCAGAUGAACCCAAAGACCUUCUACUAUAUUGAUACAGAACAAAUGGUAAAGGUGGGAUCAACAAGUAUUAAAAUGAUACCAAACAAUGUGAAAACAAAUAAUCAUGAUAUUGAUAAUGUAAUCCAACUGAAUGAAUUCAACAAUUUAAGAGAGAGGGAGAUUGAAGAUUUUACGAACACAUUACUUGACCUAUGA
Messenger RNA from Paramecium tetraurelia, 2481 nucleotides. RefSeq lists its product as uncharacterized. Lineage: Eukaryota; Ciliophora; Oligohymenophorea; Peniculida; Parameciidae. Gene Ontology annotation, molecular function: zinc ion binding; protein binding; carbonate dehydratase activity. The transcript is spliced from 8 exons. The record is from RefSeq and is a predicted model, not a curated record.